Messenger RNA from Laetiporus sulphureus 93-53, 573 nucleotides. RefSeq lists its product as uncharacterized. NCBI's taxonomy places the organism in Eukaryota, Fungi, Basidiomycota, Agaricomycetes, Polyporales, Laetiporaceae. Gene Ontology annotation, molecular function: manganese ion binding. Bases 1 to 468 code for a protein of 155 amino acids. The record is from RefSeq and is a predicted model, not a curated record. The transcript has 4 exons. Gene Ontology annotation, biological process: glucose catabolic process.
AUGUCCUCCGAAUGGCUCGCAAAGCAGGGCGCAUAUAGCCGCGUCCAGGCCGUCGCGAACAAAGUUGCGGAGCUCAUACGCAAGGGCGACAAGGAGUUCGUGAUCUGCAACUUCGCACCGCCGGAUAUAGUUGGCCUUACGUGCGUGUACGAGGCAGCCGUGGAAGCCAUCUCUGCAACGGACAACGCCAUCACGUCGCGGCGGUUCACAAGCCCUGUGAGGAAGCGGCGGGUAACAUCAGGUUACAUCCUGCUCAUCACGGCGGACAUGGGAACGCAGAUCGGGGACCUGAAGAAACUCAACUUCACUGUCGACAAGAAGGACGGGGAGGAGGAAGGUGCGCUGUGCGAUGUGGCGCCGACCGUGCUUGACAUUACGGGAUGGCCUAAGCCCGAAGGCAAAGAGGACAGGUCGCUCGUUCCUCCCGCACGCCUCGCGCACGAUGAGGUGAACAAGGAAGCAAAUUAGCUAGACUGCCUAGAACGCGUGCUUGACAUAACUGUAAGAAUUAGACGGAGGGAUUUGAACUACGUACACUGCGAAGAGACGAAAUGAUGAUGCUCGAUUUGCUGG